Molecule: messenger RNA, 708 nt
Organism: Meloidogyne enterolobii
Lineage: Eukaryota; Metazoa; Nematoda; Chromadorea; Rhabditida; Meloidogynidae
Source: the annotation of a GenBank genome assembly
AUGUCUGCCCCACCAGUUCCAUACAGAGCAGAAUCAAAUUCCCAACAAUAUACCCCUUCAUUCCCUCCACCUGUCUAUUACAGGGAUACAUUUGGACUUGAACCAGUUGAAUAUUUACAGGGUGAUUGUAUAACAGAUUCAGAUGAUGAAUCUGGAACUACAAAAUCUACUGUUCGUCACCACAAUUUUGUCCGUAUUUUCCAUCCGGGGCCUUCUACUUCUUGUCAAACUAUAGAGCAUCGACCAUCAUUGCCUUUCAGUCAGAUUCCCCGUCGAAAAUCAGGUUUUUCUACCACAACAAGUAAUCAUGCUACAAUACCUGAAGAUCAAACUUCACAACCUAGCACACUUCAGUCAAUGCAGGUACUUUUAGGUGUUGCUUUACAACUUUUAAUAUUUUCAAUUGUUUGUGUGUUUUUUGAUGGUUAUUGGGCUGGAAUUUGUAUUAGCAUUUUUCUUUUAAUUAAUUCUGUUUUGUUAAUUAUAUUUAUGCGUUAUAAACAAACUCGAAUAAUGAUUUGGAUUUGUAUGAUAUUUUCAACAAUAAGUGUUCUUUUAUCAAUUAUAUUAUUUACUCUUUGCACUUAUUUUACUUAUGAAGACAGUAUUAAAAGUUUUUCAAAUAAUGAUGAACAACAAAUUGUUUCAGCAGCUAAUGAUAAUAUUGAAUCGAAUAAAAUUGUACAAAAUGCAAGGUGUUUUAAUUAA